AGUGAUUUAUUUUUUUCUCACUUUCUUCCACCAGAAUCAGCAGGGUGGUACAAGGGCAGAAGGAAGAGAAAGAGAUGAUGUUCAGCUGAAAGGAGAAGAAAAAUUGCACGAAUGAAGAGGCGACAGCGAAGUAAAAGAAAAAAAAUGGAGGGACAGAAGGAAGUCGGGCCCCGGGCUGGACAGGAUGCUAAUGAAGGUGAUGAGGGAGGGGGGGAGGGGGAAAAGGAUGAAGACAAGGAAAGCAUCGCAGGAGAAAAAGUUAGCAGCGCUGAAGUCCAUGGCAACAGUGAAAAGGUGUUGGAGCAAGAAGUAAGAGAUAAUUUAAGAGGAUGUUUGAUAAUAGAUGAAGAUUCAGCCCAAGAGAAGGAGGAAAUGAAUAGUGAAAACUGUACCAUCAAAGUUGAAGACACAGAGGAAGUGUUAGAUGAAGUUUUAGACGAACCGGAGGAAAAUCCAGAUGAAAGUCAGAAUGGCUCACUGGAAUGGCAGAAUCAAAACAGAGAAGAAAGUUACGAAGCUCAGGAAAAUGGCGGAGAAAAUGCAGUGAGUAAAAUUGUUGACAAAAGUGACACAGGUGAGCUAGAAGGAAAUGGGGAAGAGGAUGACAUUAGAAAGGGUAUUAAAGAAGAAGUUUGCUCAGAUGAAUCACCUGUGGGAUCGCCAAUGAGUCCCAUGGAAACCUCUCCCUCUACAUCAGCUGUGCCACAGGAAAAUGUUGUAGCUCAGCUAAACCAACUUCAGCAGACAGUAGUGUCACACAUACUACAGUAUCAGGCAGGAGUAAUGGCACAGUUCCAACAGCUGCAGCAGCAGAUGCUGUCUCAGCUGACUUCAGGAACUUCUCAGACCACUUCAGCAGUAGGAGUCAAAAAUAAUCGCAAACGUCCAGCAUCUAGUAUGAGUAGUGCUGAUACUCGUGAAGAUAAGCUUACCUUAGCAGAUAUACACUGCAAGCGCAAGCGAACUGCAUUUGAUCAAAGACAGUAUCAAGUGCUUGAGGUAAAUAUAAAUAAUGUUAAAGCCAUGAUUUGUCAUAUAU
This is a messenger RNA of Penaeus indicus, 1039 nucleotides long. Its product is annotated as aspartic and glutamic acid-rich protein-like. Lineage: Eukaryota; Metazoa; Arthropoda; Malacostraca; Decapoda; Penaeidae. The record is from RefSeq and is a predicted model, not a curated record. The transcript is spliced from 3 exons. The annotation marks the transcript as partial.